GAAGACGACGAGGAGGCCGGGCGCGCACCCAGCAAAGUUGCCGAGUGCGAAGAGACGCCGAUUGUUAUCGCCGAUGAAGCAGCUCGUUGCACCUAGCCCAGGCAAUCUUCGGCGCUGAUCCGGCUGCGUCAAGCUGCCUGUGCCCGCACUGCUAAUAUCCCUGGACGCAAACUUAAAUAGCCAACGCCGAAACUUUGCUCCCACUGUUGAGUUAUCAAAAGCCGCAAGUUUUCCAAUUGAACAAAGCCGCUCGGCGCUGCAGCUUCCACUGCUGCACUGCACCGAAACGUCAAGAAAGUUCCAAAGCUAAGCCUUGUGAUAAAUAGAAAAUAAUAAAGGAAGUAGGUAAAAAGUGCGCGCGUGUUUUGUGAUGAGAAAACAGUGUGCGUAUACGUGCCUGCAGUGAAUGCGCAAGAAAACAGCGGUCUUAAGCUAGCGCAGUGAAAACAGAGCAGACAAAUAUACAUGCAGAUAGAUAAACAGAUAGAUAGAUAGAUAUAUUUUUUGGUUGCUCAUUGCGACAAUCGCGAGAUGACGAAGAACAAGAAGUGCAAGAGCUGCGAUCUGUUCGGCGCCGGCGGCGAGGGCAAAGCCACCGAGGGCAAGGGCGUCUGCCAGCUCGAGGCGCUUCAGCAGCUGGGACAGCCGCUCAACUUGACUGCCAACAGCCACGCCGAGGCACUCGGCGGUCUCUACCUGCAGCAGCUCAAGGACAUCAUGCUCGCCGCUUAUUUGCUCAAAGGAUACUAUCAGCCGGCGGGUCCGCUGAUACAGCAUCCGCCGCCACUGCCGCCGGUAAAGGGACCGCCGCCCGAGUCGACGCCCACGCCCCCGCAGAACUCCGAGGGCUCGGACGACCUCGUCGCGACCUCCACUACCUCAGGCACCAGCAGCACAGGUGGCGGCUUCUACCGCGCGUACUGCCCGCAGUACUACGCGACGCCGCCGCAGUACCAAGAUCUCUGCUACCCGCCGGCGUACGCGCACUCGCACCAGCAUCCACCGCCUUACUACCACAAGUAUGCGGCGCCGCCGUACCGCCGCCAGUACUACCCAUACCCGGAGGCCGGGGGUCCGGGCGGCCCGGCCGGCAGCGGCGCCUCGCCCGGUGUGGUCGAGUACCAACAGCCGCCCCCCGGCGAGUACCUGCCCGCCUACUACGGCGGCUACCCGCCGCCGCCUGCGCCGCCGCCACCGCCGCCCAAUCCCGCCUACAUGCACGCUCAGCCGACAACGCGAGGUGGCUUCGUGGACCAUGGCUACCAGAGCUGCCCGUGCCCAAUGCAGACGUGUCCAAAAAACGGGGAUACUGGGCCCCUUAUUGGUAAUGGUAAGGGAGCGCCAGUAGCGACGGGGCCCGGUCUGUCAUUGCCACCCAGCGCCUUGGUGGGGCCGCCCUCGCCCGCUAGGGGUCUAGCCGGCCUAGCGCCCCCCCACGGAGCCAACGCCUGGGACACGGAUCGCGUCCAACUCAACCCGGCUCAUCGCAGCCAGCACAAGCAGCAGCAGCAGCCGCAGCAGCAGCCCCAGGCCGCGGCGCCGCCGCCACAACCCCCCGCUGCACCCUCCUCGUCCGCGCAGCAGCAAGCCAAGACGGUGCAGCAACAGCAGCAGCCGCAGCCGCAGCAGCAACAGCAGCAGCAGCAGCAGCAGCAACAGCAGCAGCAGCAACAGCAGCAGCAGCCGCCGCCGCCGCCGCCGCUGCAGCAGCAGUCGGCCGAGCAGCGCGACUGCCAGGUGAAGAUCGAGCAGAGCGCCUCGCCGCCCGGGCCGGCCGCCGGCGCCGACGGCGCGGCCCUGCUCGCCGGCCGCCUCAAGCUCGAGGCCGGCGACUCGGUCAAGUGCGAGUCGUGCGCGCUCGGCGAGGGCCUGGUCGGCCCCGAAGACGCCAGCACCGCGGCCGGCCUGGCCGAGCCUGCGGCCGGCGCGCAGCCCGGCGCCGAGCGCCAGCCGCAGCCGGCCGCCGUCUGCCGCGUGAAGCGCGAGUCGGGCCUCAAGUGCGAGCAGCUCAUCAAGUGCGAGCAGUUCGCCGGCCUCGAAGGCGCCGUCGAGCCUGUCGCCGCCGAGAGGAAGCGCGCGCACCAUCGCCACUCCCUGCCGGUCUGCCCCAUCAGGACGGCCACGGGCAGGUUCAAGAAAGUCAGAGCGCAGAAGCCCCACUACGAGGCAGCGGCCGAGCAAGUGGCGGAGAAGGAGCCCGCCGACGAGCUGGCCGACCCGCGGAAGGCGGACGACGCCAAGCUCGUGGCGAACGGCGCGGACGCGGCGGACGGGGCGUUCUGUCCGGCUACGAUCGAUGACGGCUCCGUCGCCGUCGCCGUCGCCGUCGCCGCGGCGCUCACGGGCAAGCGCAAGUUAUCGCUCGACUGCCGCGGCGACGCUGCUGCUCCCCCCGGCGUCAACAAGCCCAAGAAAGCCAACAAAAGGGCCUUGUCGUCGGGCUCGCCGAGGGAGCUUGCCGACAGCUCCGCUGCUCCGCCCGCGACCAACGGCCUCGAUCAGAGCUCCAACGACGCCAUCUACGAUGCAAAAGCAGCGUCGAAUGUGAAAAAGAAGCCGGCGAAAAAGGAAAAUCAAAAGAGGAAGUCAGACGCGGCCCAUCCCAAUGAGCCUCUUCCAAAAAAGUCAAAAAGUGCCCCCGUUAAAGUAAUGGCCACCGAAAAUUCGAUUAUGGAAACGAUAAACCACGUAGUCCAGGAGAGCCUAUGGAUGACGACGACGAAGGCGUCGAAAAGUAAAAACACCAAAUCCAAUAAUAAAGAUGAGAAUAACGAGAAGAAAAGAAAGUCGCAGACAACGUUGAAAAGGGCCCCGAAAAAUAAAUUAUCCGUGAUCAAAAACGAAUUUACAAGUAGUCCAGUAAAGGUAGCUAAUAAAGUAGAUGCUAAAUUGAAAAAGGUACAAAACGGUAAAAGGAAAAACAAAGUUAAGGCGAAAUUACUCGAGGCAAAAUCCAAAGUUGCGGAAGGCAAAAACGUAAAUAACAAGCUUCCAGACGUAAAGAACAAUAAGAUUAUCGAGAAUAAAAACAGCAAAGCCGUAGAAUCGAAAAAUAAUAACGUUCUGGAAACGAAAAACAAUAAGAUUUUAGAAACGAAAAGCCUUAACAAAAUUGUCGAAACGAAAAACAGUAAAAAUAGAGCGCAGGAUUUGAAAGAAAUUAAAGAAGUGAAGGACGCGAAGGGGAUCAAUGAAGCGAAGAACAACAACGUCAGCGUACUCGUUGUCAAGAAUUGUAAGGAAAAAAAGCCAAAGGACACUGUAAAAAAUGGUAAACUACUAGAGUCGUCGAAAGGCAAGAAGAGGGGCAAAGGCGGUAAGAAGAUGGCCGGGAAGAACGAAUUUUCGCUUAAGGCUAAGGAUCAUGAACUAGUCAGUAAGAGCAUAAUGGUGCCUAGAAAGCCUUUUCUAAAGCCUAAAUGGUGUAACGGCUGGAGUUGGGAAGGCGAACCGUUCGAAGCAAAAGUUUACCUUACCAACGAAGAGUCGGCAAUCCGCAAAUGUUAUCCUUGCAUGAGGCACACGAGCGGCGAUAUGCUACGACCAUUGGACUGCGUGCUGCUGCGUAGUGGCCAGAAAAAGGCAGACUUGCCGUUUGUAGCGAAAAUCGCUGCGCUUUGGGAGAAUCCAGAUGAUGGCGAAAUGAUGUUCUCCUUGCUAUGGUACUACAGACCAGAGCAUACCGAGCAAGGCCGUACGGAGUACGACACAGACGACGAGGUAUUCGCCUCCCGUCACCGAGAUGCCAAUAGCGUAGCUACCAUCGAGGACAAAUGCUACAUUCUCACGUUCAAUGAGUACUGCAGGUAUCGCAAGAAUAUCCGUAGGAUAGAGGAGAACCUCGAAAGCCCGAAUCUAAUUGUUCCUCCCGGAGAUCAACAAUAUCCUCGCGAAUCUCGACAACCUCCUAUACCGGUGCCCCCGGACAUGGUGUUGUUCUGCCGGCGAGUCUAUGAUUACCGCGGCAAGAAGCUCGUCAAGAAUCCGGGAUGACUUGACUAAGCUUGUGUAGGAUAAAAACACUUAAAUUUAAGGAACGUUUAUAGGCUGCUUCUCGAAAAAAGACGAAGAACGAUGCGUGUUUUUUUUCUUGCGAGAGACCCGGCUGCGAAAAUUAUUAUUUCAACACGCCGUGUGGAAAGUACGACUUUGCUGCACGCUCGGCGAAAAAUGUGUGCUCAAAUUCGUACUUUCCGCACUUUGUUUUGAAGAAAAACUACAUCUAACGUGUUCGAGAAAGUGAUUCUCACCUCGUGUACCUUUUCUCACGCGAGACGACAGUUUACUUUCCCGCACUAGUUAGGUAAUGUACUAUACUGCGAAACAAUACGUAUUCAAUCGUAUUCAAUGUCGAAAGUGUUGCUAAAUUAAAAGUGAAGAUUAAAGACAGCACCCUCAGUGGAUUUGACAAUUUUAUAAAAGAAAAAACGAAAA
This is a messenger RNA of Phymastichus coffea, 4434 nucleotides long. RefSeq names its product neurofilament heavy polypeptide-like. The record is from RefSeq and is a predicted model, not a curated record. NCBI's taxonomy places the organism in Eukaryota, Metazoa, Arthropoda, Insecta, Hymenoptera, Eulophidae. Bases 532 to 3993 code for a protein of 1153 amino acids. The transcript has 8 exons. Gene Ontology annotation, molecular function: chromatin binding.